Molecule: messenger RNA, 1181 nt
Organism: Oryza brachyantha (malo sina)
Lineage: Eukaryota; Viridiplantae; Streptophyta; Magnoliopsida; Poales; Poaceae
Product: cocosin 1-like
Exons: 2
Coding region: 62-1102 (346 amino acids)
Source: RefSeq, a predicted model, not a curated record
UGAUCAGCCAAGAACGAGUUCAGAUUCUUCUUUCUUGCUGCGAUUGUUUUUUAUUCGAGAUAUGGCGGCGACUGACGUGUUCGUCAAGGCCGGCAAGCCGCUCGUCGAGAACGAGGCCGGGUCGUACCUCGCCUGGUCCGGCAAGGACCAGCCGGCCGUCGCCGGGGAGAAGCUCGGGUGCGGGCUGCUUGUCUUGAAGCCCCUCGGCUUCGUGCUGCCGCACUACGCCGACUCCGGCAAGUUCGGCUACGUUCUUGGCGGCAGCGCGGUGAUCGGUGUUCUCCCCGUGGGGGUGGACGCCAGGGAGAGGGUGGUGCGGCUCGAGGCCGGCGAUGUCAUCGCCGUGCGCGCCGGGGAGGUCACGUGGUGGUACAACGACGCGGAUAACGGUGGUGAGGAUGUCACCAUCGUGUUCGAGGGUGACACGGCGGGCGCCGUCAGCCCCGGCGACAUCUCGUACUUCAUCCUCGCCGGCGGGAUGGGCGUCUUGGGAGGCCUCGACGCCGGCCUCCUCGCCACGGCGUCGGGGCUGACGCCGGAGCAGGCAGCCACCGCCUUCCGGAGCCAACCGGCCGCGCUGCUCACCAAGCUGAGCCGCAAGCUGGACGGCGUCCGCCCACGCGAGCACGACAGGCACGGUCUCGUCGUGAACGCCGCGCGUGUGCCGGCGGACAGCGCCGGGACGAAGACGGUCACCGCCGCGCACCUGUCGUCGCUUGGCCAGCUCGGGUUCAGCGUCGGCCUCUCGCGUCUCGAGGCCGGCGCCGUGCGCGGACCCUGGGCCCUCCGCGACGCCGCGGCGCAGGCGGUGUACGUCGCCCGGGGAAGCGGGCGCGUCCAGAUCGCCGGCGCCGGCGGCGCGUCGACGCAGCUGGACGGGAAGGUCGCGGCGGGGAAACUGCUCGUCGUGCCCCGGUACGCCGGGGCGCUCGUGGCCGCGGACGCCGGCGGCAUGGAGAUGGUGUCGCUGAUCAAAAGCCCUAGGCCGGAGGUGGAGCACUUCGCCGGGAAAGGCUCGGUGCUCGGCGGCCAGACGCCGGCGAUCGUGCAGGCGGCGCUCAAUGUGUCGCCGGAGUUGGUGGAGCAGCUCGGGACCAAGUGAGCAAAUUAAAAGCAAGCGCUGGAUAGCCUGGAUUUGAUAUCUAGCAUGUCUGGUUGUCAACAUAUGACACGCUAAGGGG